This is a messenger RNA of Engraulis encrasicolus (European anchovy), 19543 nucleotides long. RefSeq names its product calcium channel, voltage-dependent, L type, alpha 1C subunit (gene cacna1c). NCBI's taxonomy places the organism in Eukaryota, Metazoa, Chordata, Actinopteri, Clupeiformes, Engraulidae. Gene Ontology annotation, biological process: calcium ion import across plasma membrane. The record is from RefSeq and is a predicted model, not a curated record. Gene Ontology annotation, molecular function: high voltage-gated calcium channel activity. Gene Ontology annotation, cellular component: membrane; voltage-gated calcium channel complex. Bases 1215 to 8030 code for a protein of 2271 amino acids. The transcript is spliced from 48 exons.
AUGUGGUCGGGUGUUGUGGGGAAAUGGAGGUGGGCUGGCUGAGGUGGCGGUCCCGAGGGAUUAUGGGUUUAGAUCAAAUAAGAGAAGGCUGCUUAUUGGUAGACGAUGCGUUAAGGUGCGACGCAUCCUGAUGCUCUUGACGUCUUCCUCGAAGACACAUUUUUACUAGUUAACGAUGCUCUGGCAAGGGCGGCUCGCCUGUAGAUUCGCUCCCUGAUUUUUUUCCGUUUGAAAGGUAGCCUACGCGGCGUGUUAACACAUACCGCGCCGCUAAAGGCAAACCGGUCCGGGAAUCCGAGCAGGCAGUCAGUACCCAGCACAGGUUAAGAUCUCCCAUCUCCGUGCCCUCCUGUCUCUGAAUUGGCACUCCAAAAUCAGCGGCUGUUUGUUGUCCGCCCACCUUUUCGCCUUGUACUUGUGUUUUUCUUCCCCCGGAGAUAGCGCGCCUGGAACGCUUUGGAGGGUUACUUUCCUAGCGCAGUAACAUCUGGAACCAGUCAGGGAGUCUGUAGGGAAGGGGGGGCUUGGUCGUCACCCCCUCUCCCCCCACCUCUCUCGCUCGCUCCCUCUCUCUCUCUCCCUCGCCUUUCCAGACACAAGCACUGCAGAGAGAAGCGCACGGAUCUGCUCUAUCCCUUCGGCUCCCACUUCGCGCUUUACAGACUGGAACGGACUCAAUUCAUAUCUCCCGAAGAAGCACGAUGGUCUUGCGAAUCUUUUUGGGUGACUCCGAAGGAAGCGGCAAAAAACUGAAGAUGUAUUUUGUGUGAGAUCAGAUCUGGAAUGUACAAAUGUUAAAGAUUUUUGUGGGGCCGUUAAAAUCUUGAACCCUUUUUACGUCCAGUGCCAAUGUCCAGUUCUCGCUCUUUGGUUUAGCUGUUGCGUUUCUGAGAUUUCUGGGCAAUUUGACCGUUUUUGAUGAUCACUAACAGCAAGUGGUGCUGGUCUCGUGUUUCUGAGACAGGGCCCGGAUGUUCCGAGGAUGCACUGGUUCGUUUUCUUAGGUGGUUCCAGCGAAUAUCUCUUUCUGUUUUUUAACUCCAUAAUGGGGAUCAGGUAAUAUUAACUUUUAGCGCAAAAGAAGGAAUAUAUCAAGCUGUCGGUUGCUUGUUUUCUUUUUUCUUUGAUUUUUUUGUCCCUCCUUUGGUUGUUGCCAUCUACCCCUCCUCUUUCCAUCUUCUCCAUUCACCUACGGAUAACGCUGGACCACAUCUAUGGUAAAUGAAAGCAAAAACAUGUAUUUGCCGGAGGACACCCUUGAGAACCAUCAAGGCUCCAACUACACCAGCCCGCCGCUGGCUCCGGCGGUGAGCGACAGCGCGGGGGGUGUCAGCAGCGGUGGCGGCGUGGGUGGCAUGGCGGGGGGAGGGGGAGGAGGGGUCGGAGGGGUGGUGGUGGGCAGGGCCGUGGUGGGCCUGGCGGCCGAGCACGUGCCCACGCCCCAGGCCCCGCUCAGCUGGCAGGCGGCCAUCGACGCGGCGCGGCAGGCCAAGCUCAUGGGCUCCUCGGGGCCGCCCAUCUCCACCACCAGCUCCACACAGCAGCGGCGCCGCCAGCACUACGUCCACAAGCCCAAGAAGCCCACCUGCACAGCCGCCACCCGCCCGCCGCGCGCCCUACUCUGCCUCACCCUCAAGAACCCCAUACGCCGGGCCUGCAUCAGCAUCGUCGAGUGGAAACCCUUUGAGAUCAUCAUUCUGAUGACCAUCUUUGCUAACUGUGUGGCCUUAGCUGUGUACAUCCCCUUCCCCGAGGACGACUCCAACGCCACCAACUCCAACCUGGAACGUGUGGAGUAUCUCUUCCUCAUCAUCUUCACGGUAGAGGCGUUUCUGAAGGUGAUUGCCUACGGCCUCCUCUGCCAUCCCAACGCCUACCUACGCAACGGAUGGAACUUGCUGGAUUUCAUCAUCGUGGUCGUAGGCUUGUUCAGUGCGAUCCUGGAGCAGGCGACCAAGGGGGACGGGGCCACUCCUAUAGGGGGGAAGGCGGCGGGUUUCGACGUCAAAGCUCUGCGCGCCUUCAGAGUGCUGCGGCCGCUCCGGCUGGUGUCAGGAGUGCCAAGUCUACAGGUGGUGCUGAACUCCAUCAUCAAAGCCAUGGUGCCUCUGCUGCACAUCGCCCUGUUGGUGUUGUUCGUCAUCAUCAUCUACGCAAUCAUCGGCCUGGAGCUCUUCAUGGGCAAGAUGCAUCGCACCUGCUACUACGUACUCAAAGACGGAAGCAAGGGGCCAUUGUCGGAAGACAAGUCGGCCCCCUGCGUUCCGAAUGACAUGGCCCACGGCCGCCACUGUUACCCGACCAACGUGACGCAGUGCUACGGAGACUGGGAGGGGCCAAACGAGGGCAUCACCAACUUUGACAACUUUGCCUUCGCCAUGCUGACCGUGUUCCAGUGCAUCACCAUGGAGGGAUGGACGGAAGUGUUGUACUGGAUGCAGGACGCUAUGGGCUAUGAGCUGCCCUGGGUCUACUUUGUCUCUCUGGUCAUCUUUGGAUCCUUCUUUGUUCUCAAUCUGGUUCUGGGAGUCUUGAGCGGAGAGUUCUCCAAGGAGCGAGAGAAGGCGAAGGCGCGUGGGGACUUCCAGAAGCUGCGAGAGAAGCAGCAGCUGGAGGAGGACCUGAAGGGCUACCUGGACUGGAUCACGCAGGCCGAGGACAUCGACCCCGACAACGAGGAGGAGGGGCUCGACGAGGAGAAGCCACGCAACCUGAGUAUGCCGGCAGGUGAGAGUGAGUCAGUGAACACGGAAAAUCCCCCCACCGGUGACAUGGAGGGGGAGACCUGCUGUACACGACUAGCAACUAGGAUCUCCAAAUCCAAGUUCAGUCGCUACUCUCGGCGCUGGAACCGCUUGUGUCGCAGGAAGAGCAGAGCGGCGGUCAAGUCCACCGUCUUCUACUGGCUGGUCAUCUUCCUGGUGUUCCUCAACACACUCACCAUCGCUUCCGAACACCACCGGCAGGAUGAGUGGCUCACCGAGGUGCAAGACGUAGCCAACAAGGUUCUCCUGGCGCUCUUCACGGGGGAGAUGUUUGUGAAGAUGUACAGCCUGGGCCUGCAGGCCUACUUCGUGUCGCUCUUCAACCGCUUCGACAGCUUCGUGGUGUGCGGCGGCAUCCUGGAGACCAUCCUGGUGGAGACUAAGAUCAUGUCCCCGCUCGGCAUCUCCGUGCUGCGCUGCGUACGCCUGCUGCGCAUCUUCAAGAUCACACGGUACUGGAACUCGCUGUCUAAUCUGGUGGCGUCUCUGCUGAACUCGGUGCGUUCCAUCGCCUCCCUGCUGCUCCUGCUCUUCCUCUUCAUCAUCAUCUUCUCGCUGCUCGGCAUGCAGCUCUUCGGCGGCAAGUUCAACUUCGACGAGACGCGCCGCAGCACCUUUGACAACUUCCCCCAGUCCCUGCUCACCGUCUUCCAGAUUCUAACCGGAGAGGACUGGAACUCGGUGAUGUAUGACGGCAUCAUGGCGUACGGUGGGCCCUCCUUCCCCGGCAUGCUGGUCUGCAUCUACUUCAUCAUCCUCUUCAUCUGCGGAAACUAUAUCCUGCUGAACGUCUUCUUGGCCAUCGCUGUGGACAACCUGGCGGACGCGGAGAGCCUGACCUCGGCCCAGAAGGAGGAGGAGGAGGAGAAGGAGAGGAAGAAGCUGGCCAGGACGAUCAGCCCGGAGAAGAAGCAUGAGAAUGAGAAGCCCCCCCUGGAGGAGGAGAAGAUGGAGGAGAAGAUCGAACUGAAGUCCAUCACGUCCGACGGAGACACUCCCACUGGCACUAAAAUCCACAUUGAGGAGUACGAGUGCGAGGAGAACGAGGAGAAGAACCCCUACCCGGCCAAUGAUCUGACAGGUACCGAAGUACCAGUGCUGAAACGUGAUGAUGAGGAUGAGGAGCCGGAGAUGCCGGUAGGUCCUCGGCCACGCCCCCUGUCUGACCUGCAGAUGAAGGAGAAGGCUGUUCCCAUGCCGGAGGCCCGAGCCUUCUUCGUCUUCAGUAACACCAACAAGUUCCGUGUGCUGUGCCAUAAGAUCGUCAACCACAACAUCUUCACCAACCUCAUCCUGUUCUUCAUCCUGCUCAGCAGCAUCUCGCUGGCCGCUGAGGACCCCGUCACCACAGAGUCCGACAGGAACAGGAUUUUGGGCUAUGCAGAUUAUGUCUUCACGGGCAUCUUCACAAUAGAGAUCAUUUUAAAGAUGACAGCGUACGGGGCCUUCCUCCAUAAGGGCUCCUUCUGCCGUAACUACUUUAACAUCCUGGACUUGGUGGUGGUCAGUGUGUCGCUCAUCUCCUCUUGGAUCCAGUCGAGUGCCAUUAACGUGGUGAAGAUUCUGAGAGUGUUAAGGGUCCUCAGGCCCCUAAGAGCCAUCAACAGGGCCAAGGGCCUUAAGCACGUGGUCCAGUGUGUGUUUGUAGCAAUCCGCACCAUUGGGAAUAUCGUUAUCGUCACCACACUCUUGCAGUUCAUGUUCGCCUGCAUAGGAGUGCAGCUCUUCAAGGGGAAGUUUUAUACUUGCACAGACAACUCCAAACAGACUCAGGCCGAUUGCAGGGGCUCCUUCAUCCUGUAUAAGGACGGUAAUGUGGGGAAGCCACAGAGGGAGCGACGCAUGUGGGAGAACAGCGCCUUCAACUUCGAUGACGUCCUGCAGGGCAUGAUGGCGCUGUUCGCCGUCUCCACCUUUGAGGGCUGGCCAGGGCUAUUGUACAAGGCCAUUGACUCGCACGCAGAGGACGUGGGUCCCAUCUACAACUACCGCGUCAUCAUCUCCAUCUUCUUCAUCAUCUACAUCAUCAUCAUCGCCUUCUUCAUGAUGAACAUCUUCGUGGGUUUCGUCAUUGUGACGUUCCAGGAGCAGGGCGAGCAGGAGUACAAGAACUGUGAGCUGGACAAGAACCAGCGUCAAUGUGUGGAGUACGCUCUGAAGGCGCGCCCGUUGCGCCGCUACAUCCCUAAGAACCCCUACCAGUACAAGGUGUGGUACGUGGUCAACUCCAGCUACUUUGAGUAUCUGAUGUUCACACUCAUCCUGCUCAACACCAUCUGCCUGGCCAUGCAGCAUCAUGGCCAGCUGCCGGCGUUUAACAAAGCCAUGAACAUCCUCAACAUGCUCUUCACUGGACUCUUCACCGUCGAGAUGAUCCUCAAACUCAUCGCGUUCAAGCCUCGAGGGUACUUUAGUGAUCCCUGGAAUGUUUUUGACUUCCUCAUCGUAAUUGGCAGCAUAAUAGACGUCAUUCUGAGUGAAAUCAACCCGACUGCAGAGUCAUCCCACCACUCCACCGUGGUAAGACCUAUGGGACUCCAAAACUCUGAAGAUAACGCCAGGAUCUCCAUCACCUUCUUCCGGCUCUUCCGAGUGAUGCGAUUGGUCAAGCUGCUGAGUCGAGGGGAGGGGAUUCGGACCCUGCUGUGGACCUUCAUCAAGUCCUUCCAAGCCCUCCCCUAUGUAGCACUGCUUAUAGUGAUGCUGUUCUUCAUCUAUGCGGUCAUCGGGAUGCAGAUGUUUGGUAAAAUAGCUUUGAGGGACAACACAGAAAUCAACCGCAACAACAACUUCCAGACCUUCCCACAGGCCGUGCUUCUGCUCUUCAGGUGUGCGACAGGGGAGGCGUGGCAGGAGAUCAUGCUGGCCUGCGCCCCCAAGAAGCCGUGUGAGAAGGAGUCCGAGGGGCCCGACUGCGGCAGCCAGUUCGCCAUCAUAUACUUUGUCAGCUUCUACAUGCUCUGUGCCUUCUUGAUUAUCAACCUGUUUGUGGCUGUGAUCAUGGACAACUUUGACUAUCUGACGCGUGAUUGGUCCAUCCUGGGGCCACAUCACCUGGACGAGUUCAAGCGGAUCUGGGCGGAGUAUGACCCCGAGGCCAAGGGCCGCAUAAAGCAUCUGGAUGUGGUGACACUGCUGAGGCGGAUACAGCCCCCUCUGGGCUUUGGGAAGCUCUGCCCUCACAGAGUGGCCUGCAAGCGCCUGGUGUCCAUGAACAUGCCUCUCAACAGCGAUGGCACAGUCAUGUUCAACGCCACCCUGUUUGCCCUGGUGCGCACCGCACUACGCAUCAAGACAGAAGGCAACUUGGAGCAGGCCAAUGAGGAGCUGCGUGCCAUAGUGAAGAAGAUCUGGAAGAGGACCAGCAUGAAGCUACUGGACCAGGUGGUGCCCCCUGCAGGAGAUGACGAGGUGACGGUGGGUAAGUUCUACGCCACCUUCCUGAUCCAGGAGUACUUCCGCAAGUUCAAGAAGAGGAAGGAGCAGGGCCUGGUGGCCAAGGUCCCGCCCAAAACAGCACUGUCUCUGCAGGCGGGCCUGCGGACUCUGCAUGACAUGGGCCCGGAGAUUCGGCGUGCCAUCUCGGGCGACCUGACCGUGGAGGAGGAGCUGGAGAAAGCCAUGAAGGAGACGGUGUGCGCUGCCUCCGACGAUGACAUCUUCAGGAGGUCGGGCGGCCUGUUUGGCAACCACGUGAACUACUACCACCAGGCGGACGGCCGCAACACCUUCCCGCAGUCCUUCGCCACGCAGCGGCCGCUGCACAUCAGCAAGUCGGGGAGCCCGGGCGGCGGCGACGCAGAGUCCCCCUCGCACGAGAAGCUGGUGGACUCCACCACCUUCACGCCCAGCAGCUACUCCUCCUCCGGCUCCAACGCCAACAUCAACAACGCCAACAACACCGCCAUAGGCCCACCAGGGGCCACUACCAGUGGGCAGGAGCAGGACCCCCACAGCCCAUCCAUCAGCACCGUGGACGGGCACCACGCCGGCCAGCAGCCCCUCACACCCAUCCUGCUGCCACGCUCCGCAUGGUGCUUCCCCCCCAAGAGCUCGGAUUCCAGCGAUAGUCGCUUGCCCAUCAUCCGAAGGGAGGAGGACUCCACUGACGAGACGUACGAUGAGACAGACUACUCCGAACAGGGCAUCAUAUCCCCUCACAUGCUGGAGUGUGAGGAUGAGGAGAGUAAACAGUUGGCCCCAAUGGACGAUGACGAAGAUGCAGAGGAGAGAAGACCCUGGCAGUCACCACGAAGAGCCUUCCUCUGUCCCACCACGCUGGGUCGAAGGUCAUCGUUCCACUUAGAGUGUCUGAGGAGACACACGAGAGGAGACAUCUCGCAAAAGACAGCACUACCCCUCCACCUGGUCCAUCAUCAGGCCCUGGCAGUGGCAGGUCUGAGCCCCCUGCUGCGGCGGAGUCACUCCCCGACCCUCUUCACGCGCCUCUGCUCCACCCCGCCGGCGAGCCCCGGAGCCGCAUUAGGAGUCGGCGGAGGAGGAGGAGGGGGAGGGGAGUGCGGACACGGCGGAGGAGGCGGUGUCAUGCAGCAGGGGUGGCCGGGGGUACCCGCCCUGCAUCUGGAGGGCAGCAGCAGCUCCUACGAGAAGCUGAACAGCAGCCUGCCCUCGGUCAACUGCGGCCCCUGGUACAGCGACUCCAACGGGAACGGCGGCGGAGGUGGUGGGUCCCGGGCGAGGCCGCCACGACCUGUCUCGCUCACAGUGCCCACCCUACUGGGCAAGGACCCCAGCGCGCUCACACACGGCAGUGCCGGCAGCCUGGUGGAGGCCGUGUUAAUCUCGGAGGGCCUGGGCCGCUUCGCGCAGGACCCGUCCUUCAUCGAGGUGACGAAGCAGGAGCUGGCGGACGCGUGCGACAUGACCAUGGAGGAGAUGGAGAGCGCCGCCGACAACAUCCUCAACGGCAACACGCAGCCCAGCGCCAACGGCAACCUGCUCUCCUUCAUCCAGCACUCCGACCCCGACGGCGCCUCGCUCACCCCGCCCGAGAGCCCCGACGCUGGGGAGCACCAGGAGCUGCUGGGGGGUGUCUGUGGUGGCGGAGACGAAAACCUGGAGCUGGAUCUGGACGAGGCGGAACUGGAUCUGGACCUGGGGCUGGAGGACCUGGCAGCGUUGGGGCUGGGACUGGGGCUGACGGGAGGGGGCGCUGAGGGGGGCGUGGUGGCGGGUGCAGGGGGCAGCCAGAGGAACAGUGCCCUGCUGGAAGACGAGGACUUGGAGUGUGUGACCAGCUUGUAGGGAUGGCGUGCGUGUUUGUUUGUGUGUGUGUGAGAGAGGGGGGGGGAGAGAGGAGGAAAGGAAAGGGGGAAUAGAGUGAGAGAGAGAAGGAGAAAGAGAGAGAAAGACUGGCCUUUGGGGAUGGAGUGUGUUUUUUUGGGUCGGCUGGGUCGGGGUUAGGCAGCUGCACAGAAGUCUGCCACCCCCAACGCCUACACGCACGCACCCCCCACACCCCCCUAAGGCACCACCCCACCUCGCAAUCUUCCUUUUUUCUGAUAGGCUGGACCUGACUCUGGCGCAGCCAAUAGGACAAACUCUUAGUUAAUAAAAAUGAAGACAAAUGAUAACAUAUUUAUUUUAGGGUUACUAUGCCAACAAGUAAGUUAGUGGGAAUGAGGACUUUCAUUUUCUCUAUUGUAAGUGUGUCUGCGUGAGGAUGUCUACAUGUGUGUGGGUGUGUGUGUGUGCGUGUGUGUGAGUGCGCAUGAGUGCUCAUGUGUGCGAGUAUGUAUGCGUGUCUCUGAAGUGCCUCACAGUUCUUACUCCCUGCAGACAAUGGAUGUUGAAAUUGGGAAAGCAAAAAAAGAGAAAAGAAACAGAGCCUGCCCACCAAUACAUUGGAGGAGUGGAGACAUGUGUGUGACUGUAUGUGUGUGUGUGUGUGUGUGUGUGUGUGUGUGUGUGUGUGUGUGUGCAUGUGCGUGUGUGUGUGCGUGUGCGUGUGUGUGUGUCAGUCUGUCUGUCAGAUGUGCUGGUCACCUGGGAGCUUGUGACGUGGUUGCCAUGGUAGCCUCAGGAAGCUUUGUUGUUGUUUUUUUCCCCCCGCUGCUUCCUGCUGAGCGUGCUGCCAACUCGAUCCAGCAGGGGGAGCAGUGGACACAGGCACGCCACUACGGGCCCAGCAGCAGCAGCAGCAGCAGCAGCCCCACACCACUAGGGGGUGCUCCAGAUACCAGUGUGCGUCUCCUAUAUAAAAAAGCCGGACCUCAGGAGGUGAAGAAGACUGAGGUGUGUCUAGAUGGGCCCUUCACCCAGACGAAUGAGCAUCGACCCCACCACUGGUCACACCAACGUCAACAUCACGUCACGUCACCUGACCCCACCCACCCUCUUUACGUCUCACACUCUGGCCUGCAGGGACACAUCCAGGGUGGCGCCAGCCUCUCCUUUUCCAUUAGCUCGGCCAUCCAUAUAUCCAUCCCCCUAAACCUUAACACACACCACUUUCCUGUCUGUCAUUUCUGGAGCUGUUGCACCUCUCCCCCCCACCACCACUAACCCUGUUGGCGUGUACUUCUGCCCCCUCUCUUCCUCAUUCUCCACUGUGGAGAAGGUGGUUUAUGGGAGAAUGACACCCCCUCCCCAACACACACCUUAAACAAUACCUCUGGCCCCACCUGCUUGUAAGUCCACAGCGUCUCAAGACAUUUGGUCCCCUCUCCUGCCAGCGUGGGGGUUGUAGGUGGUUGUGUGAGGAGGUUAUAAGUUCCUGAGCAACACCACCGAUUGCCACCACCUCACCUCACCCCUCCUCCAACUCCACCCUUCUGGACUCUGAACUUUGGCUUUAGGUUGCUCUCUUGACGAAGGUUUAGUUUCCUCCGGUUAGACUCAUAGGGCUUUUAAUUUUUCGACUUGCUUUAAGGUAGUGAUGGAGGUUUUAUUUUGGUUUGGCUUUCAGUAGUUAGGGAGGUUUGCGAGGUGAAACGUGUCCCUUCUGUGGAUGCCUAGAGACUCUUGUGUCAGAUGCUACUUUAUUUAUUUAUUUAUUUCUCCCUGACACAAAGUAGUGCGUGUGUGCGUGCGUGUGUGUGUGUUUGUGCGUGUGUGCGAGCAAGUGAGUGAGCGAGCGAGCGUGCGUGCGUGUGUGGUUCAAUCCCAUGCCUCAGAGAGUUACCCAGGGUAGCAGAGGUAUGCUAUUACUCACACUCUAGAGAGGCAAUGCUGAGCAUCUCACUUACAGACUGUGUGUGUGUGUGUGUGUGUGUGUGUGUGUGUGUGUGUGUGUGUGUGUGUGUGUGUGUGUGUGUGUGUGUGUGUGUGUGUGUGUGUGUGUGUGUGUGUGUGUGUGUGUGUGUGUGUGUGUGUGUGUGUAUGGGGGAAGGGGGGAGAUGCGAUACAGUGGGUCUCACUGACAGGCUUGCUUCCAAGGCUUCUUGUCCUAAUUGCUGCUCUGGUGUUCCCGAUUGUCAUUGAGAAUAAUGGACUACUGAUACUAUAAUGUUUUGUUUUUGUUUGUUUUUGUUUUUUUAAUCAUUUAUGGGAUCCUUAUGCUAAUUUUCAACCUUCUAGUGUUUUAUUACGUAUUGCUUAACUAGGUCACAGCCUGGCAGAUCUCUAAUGUUAUGGGGGGUAUUUCAAGAAUCUGGUUCAGUUGAAAACCAGGUUAGGUUAGCCUGGAGGAAGUGGUAAAUCAGCUAAUUUAAGGGCCUGGGAUAUUCAUUUUCUUAACUAAAUGAGACCUGCAGGCUAUCUAUCUCUUAGCAGGUUUACAACUUUCUGUAGGUUGCAUUAACCAAGUCUAUCUCUUAACAAUGUUCGUGGAGUACCCCCCGAGUGUGCGCUGUGGCUACCCCCUAAUGAGGAAGAUGCUAAACCACUCCCACGUUGUCAAGGUGACACACUACGUAAACGCGGCACACUCAUGUUGAGGCGUUGCCAAGGUAGCGCCACACCCAUCCUGCCAUAGCUUCGCCCCCAAGACAUCCACAAGAAAACAAUGCAUUCUGGGGUUGAAAAGGAAGAAGAAGGGUUUCCGGGGCAACAGCUUAUUCAAAGAACAUUCUUCAGGGAUGCGAAGCGGGGCAGGGUGCAACCACUCAGCCGGAAAGGGUGGGCGGGCUUUGUUCAGAAGAGUGCUUCAUUUAUGAGACACUUUCUAAUGUAGUUCACAGGGCUAACAACAUCAUUCUCACAAAGCAUGUCAUUACUAUUAUGAUUAUGAUUAUUAUUAUUAUUAUUAUGAAUCUCUCUGUUCAUAUGGGGUUGCCAGGUUGUGUUGCCCAGCCCCUGUAUGCGUUCAACAACCCUGCCAUGUUCCACUACCACAGCCUCACGAAGACGUAACAGUCAAUUAUGCAAAUACGGUGUUCCAGUGUUCAACGCGCCAUGCUGCUGCGUCGACACAGCCACAUGGCGUGAUGAUGUGUGUUAUAGGGAUGAAGACAGUACAGUACCCGUUUGUCCGUACAGCGCACCAGAUGUUAAGUCACCUACAAAUUGUGUUUCAUUUUUCACAAAUUUGUCAGCUGAUCGGCAGGUGAGGUAGUGUUGGUUCACCUGUUUGAGAACACUGGACAGGACAGCAGGGCAGUUCCACAGGACUGCUUCGUAUUCCAUGUUCCACGUUCCGUCGACAGCUGUUUUGUGCCCAGGGCUAGCUGACAUACACGUUCAGUUAGGUGUUUAUUGGUGACAUUAUCACAAAUGAUCCCCUGUGUCAUACACACACAUUCACACACACACACACACAUACCCACACCUACACACACACACCUAUACAUACUCCCAUUGUCCAUGAUCUGUUUGCUUCUGAAGGGUCUCACUGUUUGUUUAGAAGUCCAAUAAAGAGUCUUCUCUGUCAUGUGCAAGUGUUUGGCUACAAAGCCCUGUGUUCUUGCUCUGGCUUCAGUCCAGUGCCCACUUAGGGACUUCGCUGGUUUACACGCUCUCCAAAGGGGUUGUGUGCAUGUGUGUGCGUGCAUGUGUACGUAUGAGUGUGUGUGUGUGUUUGUGUGGGUGCGUGUGUGUCUAUACGUGUGUUUGUGUGUGUGUGUGUGUGUGUGUGUGUGUGUGUGGGUGCGUGUGUGUCUGUAUAUGUGUAUGUCUGUGUCUGUGUGUGUACAUGUGAAGGUUUCCAUUGUGUUGUCCCUCCACUCUCCAAAAGCAAGAGUGUCGGCCAUGUAGCUUGUGCUGCUCCUGUGUGCGCCCCAACCCCCCACCCCACUUCAGUUUUUACUUCACACUUAUGCUGUUUAUUUGCCAUUUGCCUGUGGCACAAGUGUGUGUGAUGAGUAUGUUUCUUUGCGCAGGCACGUGUGUAAGAAUAACCUGAAAUCAUUGUGUGUGUGUGUGUGUGUGUGUGUGUGUGUGUGUGUGUGUGUGUGUGUGUGUGUGUGUGUGUGUGUGUGUGUGUGUGUGUGUGUGUGUGUGUGUGUGUGUGUGUGUGUGUAUUUAGCACAUGCAGGGUUUCCUUUGUGAGUGAGUGGAUGCAUAGCCGCAUACCACAAGAUAUGCAAAAACAAUGCAAUAACAACUCUGACUGUAAACAGAAUCAUGAAGAAUUAUAGCUGUUCAAAUAUUCUUAAAAAGAGAAAAAGUACCAGAGAUAAUAUAUUCAGAAGUAUUAGUAUUGUAAUUGUUAUACUUGAAUUCAGGUGCAUUCAGUAUUUAAAGUAUGUAUCAUUGUGCCAGGCCAUAUAGAGACAAAUAGUCCCACCGCCUUUCACCUCACUUUCUGAUUUCAGAAGUAUUUUUUCCUUUUUUUUCUUUGACAUUUUGAACAUAUUUUUCUAGAAUUCUAAGCCUUUUUCUUUUCUUUCUUUCUGUUUCUUUUUUUUGUCUAACCAGCGAUGGCAAAGUGAUUUUAUUCUGAGUGGGGGAAAAAAACCUGAGGAUACACGAAAACAAGUUUAACAUUUGUUUUGUUUGGGGUUUUUUUUGUUUUUUUGCUGGCAUAUUUUCUUGACAUCAUUUAUUUAUUUUAUACUGUAGUUAAUGAGAAAGAUGGUAAAAGACUUAACAUCAACUGGUAAGAAUGCAUUUUACAUAAUGCCAAAGGACAAAAUGAAUGGGGGAAAAAUGACUUCCUAAACCAGAAAUGGACGGCAAAAGGGGUGGGGUUCUUCAUCUCUAUAUCAGCUCUCUUGUUCAAGACCACUAGUUCUCUCUAUUCUGAUUUAUAGUUGUACAUGCUUGCAUGGAUUCAUUUGACCACCUCAGUGAGCCAAGUUUUGAUGUUCUGUUUUGUUUUGAUUUCUCUCUUCCUUUUGUUCUUUCGUUCUAUCUUUCUUUCUUCUCUUCUUCCUUUCUUUAGUUGAUUUCUCCAGACGAGGGAGGAAAAUGUGUAAUGAGAUUGAGGAUAGUUGUUUUAUUUUUUUAAUCAAAGUUGUAAAUAAUAAUCAAGAUCUAUAAGUAUUGCAGUUGUCAGGCUGAAGGAGAGGGCAGACGGUGUUGGAAUGAUUUUGCAUAUCUUGCGCACAUUCAGCUCCUGAAGGCAGCACGCUUCGUUCAAAAAACAUAUCUGAUGGAUCAGAUAUUUUCUGUUUUGAAUUGUGACCCCUCAAGGUUGCUUUCUUUAUUUCUUUCUUUCUUUUUUAUCAAUCGUUUUCCCUUUUUGCUUAUUUUCCUAGAACAGAUGGGUUAUACUGAGCAACAGACUUUAUAUGUAUUGUUAGUGAAAAAUGGACCAACAGUUCUCUCAGAUUUACACCACACACGCAUACACACACAACCUACAAUACACAUGCACACACUUACCGUCGGUGAUCAUUGUUUGAUUGUGGAUUGAGUCACUCUGUUGAGCUUUACUGCCUUGGUGUGUGUUUGCUUUUUUAAAGGAGGCAGUAGCCUAUGGCUCUGUUGCCAUGCAUUUUAUGGCUGCUAACCAUGAUGACUUUGCUUCUUGAGUUUAAUGAAGACAUUUGGCUGGACUUCUUUGAAACUGGCACAUCACUCACAUUAGGUGUGUGUGCGAGAAUUAGUCACACAUUACUCACACUCACUAGGCUGUGGGUGAGAAUUUGUGUUGUUUUCAUGGACAUGUGUCUGGUGUGCCGGUUAGCUCGGGAGCAGUGCACUUUGGGAUACCUUGUGAGGUUUAGUGCAGGUGUAGAGCAUUCUGGGUAUCGGACGGCUUGUGUGUCUCCGGACGAGUUGUGUCGGCAAUCUGGUUUUAGCUCCGCCCAGUCGAUCAUCAAUUUAAGAUCACAGGCAUGCCCCAAAAAUUGAAGCGGUCCACUGACUCGGUGCCUGCAUAUUUUUUUAUACCGCACACGUAUAUAUAAAUGAAAUCUAUAUAUCCCUAUAUAAGUCUAGGAUGGUUAAUGAAUGUCAGACUUAAGAUGCGCCUUUAGAAUGUGUAUAGUGUUUUUGUACAGAUAGCAGUUCAUGUGUUCUCUGUCUCUAGGGCUCCUGAAGAAACGAUGUGCCAUAAGUAACACUCCUCUUCCAACAGCGGCCCCUGGUGGCCGACACUGGCCAGUUUGCAUGGAUGGAUUGAGGAAGACGAUUUACCAAGCAGACCCGGUGAUGAGCGGGAGCUGUUUUUCUUUUUUAAAAGGAGGUUUUCGGGUAAAAUAUACUCAACUAAACUAUACUCAACUGUGGUGGAGAGAGGGUGUUUCGAAUAGGUGCUGCAGUGGGCACUGUCUCGAUCUUGUCUGAGGAAGAGGAUGGCAGACGUUAGAGGGUAGGUAGCUGUUGACACAAGUGUUCAUGUAGGCAUGGUGAAGGUUUUUGUCACUCCUUGUAUUGCUUAUAUACUAAGGCCAGGGGCAGAGCUAUAAUAGGAGCGAGCAGGGCAUUUGCCCCUGGGCCCUCCCAUAUUGGUGGCGGGGGGCCUAUUAUUACUUUGUCAGGCCCUAUCAGUGUUUUGUACAAUUGUUCCACCUCUGACUAAUAACCCCCAAGCUGCUGACUAGCCUGCCCCAAACACAAAACACAAGCACCAAAUCUGCCCCAACAUACUCUAUGUAUGUACGUAGUAGCCUGCAAGUGGACACGAGCAGCAAAAGGUCUUAUGUCUGCUUUCUGUCUGAGUCUCUCUCCUAGCUAGUGGGAAUGUGAACAGAAUGCCUUGUUAGCCGAGGGAAGCCUAGGUAUGAUCUUUUUUCAUGUGACGUCAGACAUCUUUGAUUCAAUGCAUUUGAAGCAGUACAAGUAGCAUCUAGUGCCAUAGACAUUCAAUUUAAACCCCUCUAUUUUCUAUGGAGACCGGCAUUCGUUUUUCUUGCUUCACUUCAAAAUACGACUUGUUUGAUGGAAUUGCGGGGGAAAAAGACUAACAGCAUGUUAGCACCACACACUCAGCGCAUCAGGAGUGUGAUCCAAUAGGCUUUACUUCUAGAUUGAUCAGGAUUAGGUGGUAGUAAAGAGAUAGAGAGAUAUUUUAAUGGAAAGUAUUUUGAUGUAGAUUUUAUUUUUGUCCAUGUUUGCAUCGCUUCCUCAAGCUAAGCUUUACAGAGUAUUUGACCUGAAAGCGGGACAGGAGGGUAUAAGAAAGGACAGCAUAAUAAUCUAUAUUUUAUAAUGAUAUUGUUAUACAUGCAGAUAUAUGACUAUAUAAAUAUAAAAUUAUAUCAAUAUGUCUCUGGGGGGGAAUGGUAGCUUAAAGGUCAAUCAAUGUUAGCAGUCUGAUUUUUGCCCCGUACACAAGCGGUUGAUGCUGGUAAGAUGUGACUUUUUUUAGAUUAUUUAUGCAAGCAUAAUUUCUGCAUGCAGUAUUAUGCCCCUAUUUCUGCAUUAUGUGAAUGUUCCCAAACUGGACCCCGUUUAUCAAAAGCAUUGUUGCCAACCAGUUAGGAAAUUAGUAGGAUGCUAAUGGGAAACUGCAUUGCAAACAAGUGAGCUGCUAACUUAAUUAGCAACAAUGCUGUCAAGAAUUGCACCCCUGCCUGGUCCAGCUUGCCAUAGCUUAUGUGAGCCUAGCAUUUUUCCUUUAGCCUCUCUUAGCUGGACUGACCAGAUUUAACUGGGUGCAAAACAAAAAUGGGAAUUAGUCCUGACUAGCACACUGAACAUUGUAAUCACAUACAGUAGGCUUAUAUUGUUAAUUAUUAUUGUAAAUAUUGUUAUAUUGAUAACCUUUCAUGACUUAAAUACAAUAAUGUUAAGUGUCAUGUAUUAAUUCUGUUUGGUUGUCCAAUGAAAUGGACAAGCAAAUUGGAUUUUUUUUUAACUGACCACUACAGCCAAAUUUGGACUCUCCCCGACAAAUCAAGACGUGGUCAUGCUAGUUUUAUCCCAUAUUAGCCUCCCUUAUUUUAGUCUCUGCUAGCUCGCACUAGGCUAGCUCAUCCUGUUUUGGUCAAACAUAGCCUCCACUACCAUAGCCCACGUGCUAACAUAUAGGCCACAGUCAAAUUGAAAGGCGGCAGCUCGAUGACUCCCUCCCUACAUAAUCAGUUGUCUGAUCAGCUAUGACUUUCGUCGUGAGGGUAUUUGCAAAGGCAUUCAUAUAAAUGGCCCUAACCAGAGCGCUGUCCUGCGACGUCAGUACGUAUUUGACGUUAUGGCGAUGGCUGGAGUUACUUUCUUCACGUUAGCGCUUAGCUUACGUAGGCUAGUUGACUAGUGUAAGAGACAAACAGACGGUGAAAUCGUAAAAUAGGCUAUAAAUAGAUCUAGCAACAUCACAUUUCGAUACUACAAUGUUGAUUUCUUGCUUCAUUGUUUACAUCUAAGUAAUUAAGUGUCAGACUAAAGACAUUUUGGGUAGUUGGCAAUAGAAAGUAAGCAUCUGCCCUAUAAUAUGUCUGUCACGGCAACAAUUUCAGGAAACUGCCAAAGGAGGAAAUAAUUCAAUUAAUUCAUUCUUUUUUAUUUGGAAUGACACUUGAUGACUCUAGUUAGUUAGGCAACUGGAAGGACAGCAAUUUUUCCCAUUUCAACUGUGGCGAUAGUUCGCAGCAGGUGAAGUUAGCAUUCUUUUUCUUAGCUGCUUCCUGCCUAUCUUAUCUUAUCUUACCAUGUUUUAGCUAUCUGCCUGCAUGUAGGUUUGUGCUACUCUGUGAAGUGACAUAUGCAGGAACUACGUUGGCAGUACAGUUUAUGCAAGUGUUUUGGCAAUCUGAUUUGCUUGCUUGCCUGACCAUAGGCCUUGAUUGUCAGAUUACGGUGAUCCCCAACCCCACCACACACAGACGCACACAUACACAUGGACAUAUAUUGAAGUGUAGCAUUUGAGAGUUGAGCCUUCUGUUUAUGACUGUUAAUUUACAAUGAUGAAUUAAGUCGAACUACUGAAGUGAUUCCCAUGUUAUUAUUGUUGUUGUUCUUGUUCACAAAUAAGUUGCAAAGUUAUGAGUAAUGCAAUAAUGACAUAUUUCCAGAAUGCAUCAUUAGUGCCAUUAAGAGUGCCACUAAGCACAGGAAGUACUACAAUACCAUUCUCCAUCCUGCUAUGGUGCAAAGUUAGUGCUACACGUUCACCCUUCGCAGUGCCACUGAGCACAGGUAGUACUACAAGAGCAUUCUCCGCAGUGCUUUCAUGCACAGGUAGUGGUACAACGGGGGUAUUCCUCAAAAUUGGUUCAAUAGUAAACCAGGUGAAGUUACAUAAAUCAUGUAAUAGAAGAGCCUGUAGUCCUCUGUUUAUUUGCUGAAUGUUGCCUACAGGCUACCUAUUAGCAGAUUUACCACUUCCUGUUAGGUAACUUAGCAUGGUUUAUCUCUUAACUAUGUUCUUGGAAUAACCCCUGAUCACCCUCAUCAGUGUUAUCGGUGGGCAUGGGAACCCAGUGCCCUGCACAGGACUGGUAAUCUGACAUAGAGGGCAUUUGUCUGGUGCCCAGAUGUUUAUGCUGUUGUUUUUUUGUUUGUUUGUUUCUGUUUUUCUUAGGCACUGGCCCACAGUUUAGAGGGUGUGGCCCAUUGGUCCAUUUUCAUUAUAGACAGUCUACUGAGUCAAGCAGAAUAUAGUACAAAAAACGGCUUGUACUGUAUGUGUGAGGAGUCAGUUAAAGCUAAAAAUUCCAGUGUUAUUUUUUAUCCCAGUCCAGCCCUGGGCAUAGCCUCCCAUCUCUCCCACCUUUAAUACCUCAGUAGCUACAGUAUGGACUCAGUGGCAGGAGAGUUUCGCCGUCCUAUGUCAGAGGGAUGAACCAGACAUGAGUAGUUUUGCUCAGACAGACAUGGAGUUGUGUUUUUGCGUAAAAGUCGAUUGUGCGCUUUAUUUCGGUAUCUGCCAGUGUGUGGCUGAUGGAUGGUGAUAACUUGAAAGAGCAGGGCAGUGGAAGUCAGACUGUCAUUCAUAGGCAUGAACACUAGAUACCGUAUUGACCACUCCCUUGUAUUGGAACGAAUAGCUGUCAAAUCACCGCCAUGUUCAGCCGUAAUUUUGCUGCCAUCAAUUGGUGACAAGGUAAUACGCACCUUACCCUAUAGGUAGCCAACAUCUAUGAGAAAUAUCAUUAUACCUGACUAAGAUGGCGGUGCCCAGUGUUGGGCCACGCCAAAAUGCUGAACACGCCAUCUAGUCUUCAUAUCUAUGAUUCUCAUUGGUCACCAGUUUACACUUCCUUUUUCUCCUGUCUGGACUGCCUGUUUCCUCUUAAGACUUCCUGAAUCUGGGAGCGUCCUGGCCUCCUGGUGUUGGUGUGCAGAGUUGUGGAUAUCCUUUGUGGUUUUGGUGCCGUCCUGUUUCAGGUUUUCAGGGGUCGGCGGGCAAGUAAUUGAGUAGAGAAUUUGCUUUAGGCCAUCUCUGAUGCGGUCAGAGUUACGUACCUUACAUGUAUGCUUUGAUAUGGUUCUGCUGUAGGUUGAGCACGGAUCUGGGCGUGUCACGGUUCUAAGACGGUGGUUUUCUGGUUGGAACGUCCGUUGUUUGCAAUGUGGUUCUGUUGGUUGGAAUGUGGUUCUGUCGGUUAGAAUGUGGUUCUGCGCUGCGCCCUUUCUCUGACUGCAUGGAGUACUUUUAGUUGUCUUGCUAACUCCAUCUCACUGUCACUACAGUUCCAUAAUGAGACACUUAUACACACUUUACACAAUUGACACAAAUACCUAGUACUCACACACACACACGUGCACACACACAUACCCACACACUACAUAUACAUUUGAGAUAUGAAGGGAACAUUUGACAUAUGUCUUUCAGUGAGUUAUCCUCUUCCCUUGCUUUGAGGAAGAACCCAAGUUUCCGGUGGGUUGUGUGAUGUGUCCAAAGACAGGCGGUGUAGGCAAGACAUCUGCCCCAGGGACCGAUGUGCACACUGACGCUCACUCAAGCUGUAGCUUUGUAGGCAAACCCUUCAGAGAUUAAUGAUCAUGACAAGCUCAGUCACUGACCCAACAAUCCCCCCCCCCCCCCCCUGACCUCUUGACCUUUUGACCUUGAGCUCUUCACAUGGUCUCACACUCUUCUCAUAGGCGCCUCUGCAUAACGUGCACAGGAGUUUUCCAAACACAGUCUGGGGAAGGGGUGGGGGGGUGGUGGGGGGCGCGGUUAGUUUGUUUUCAUUCUUUCAUUAAGAUUUUAAAAAGGGAAAGAAAAUACUAUAAAGGAAUCAAAGUAUUCAAUCACUUUUCUACUCCUCUUUUCAAAAAACAGUGAAAUGGUAAAAAAAAAUCUAAAGAAAAAGUUGAAUUUGUAAAUACUUGGUGUACAGUCCGGGUCUGUACUCGUAAGUCUGUCCUUGGCGACAGAGUCUGUCUUGCUUCUAACGCACGCUACCAAUACAUUAAAAAGAAAAAAAAACUCUAUUUAGGCUGUAUGGUCCUUGAAAGCAAGUUUUAAACUUAAUCUAUGAUGUAUAUUCCUGUAACAUUGCAUUUUUAUCUGAGGAAUGAUGUUAUUAAAAAAUAUUGCAAAUAAA